AUGCCUCAUCUCAAACUUCGCGACGGAGCCGAGCUUUUUUACAAGGAUUGGGGCAACCCCAAGGGUCCAAUCGUUACUUUCUCGCAUGGUUGGCCGUUGAGCAGCGACAACUGGGAGAAUCAAAUGGUUUUCCUCGCUGAUCAUGGCUAUCGAGUCGUUGCUCAUGAUCGACGUGGUCACGGACGCUCAACGCAGACUUGGCACGGUGGCAACAUGGAUACCUUCGUCGACGAUCUCAAGGAGCUAUUCGAGUAUCUCAAUGUCAAGGAUGCUAUGAUGGUCGGCCAUUCACACGGCGGAGGCGAAGUCACUCAUUUCCUUGGCAAGCACGGCACAAGCCGCGUGAAGAAAGCCGUCCUCGUGGGCGCGGUGCCGCCUCUGAUGUUGAAAACCGGCGCAAAUGCCGAAGGACUAGACAAGUCCGUCUUUGAUUCCUUCAGAGAAGCUAUGCACAAAGAUCGUGCGCAGUUCUUUUUGGAUGUGCCCAGUGGUCCCUUCUUUGGUUUUAAUAGACCCGGUGCCAAGAAGAGCGAAGGUCAAAUUCGGAGUUGGUGGCAGCAGGGCAUGAACUCGAGCUUUAAAACAACGUACGAUUCGAUCAAGGAUUUCUCGGAAACUGAUUUUACCGAAGACCUCAAGAAGAUUGACAUUCCCGUGCUUGUUCUUCAUGGUGAUGACGACCAGAUUGUGCCCUUCCAGGCCGCGGCUGCUAAGUCAGUGAAGCUUCUGCCUCAGGGCAAGCUCAAGGUCUACCCGUGGGGAUCUCAUGCAAUUCAUAACAUCAAUGUCGAUGAAGUGAACGAGGACUUGCUUGCAUUCCUCAAGUCAUAG
Penicillium maclennaniae is the source of this 831-nucleotide messenger RNA. Its product is annotated as alpha/beta fold hydrolase. The transcript has a single exon. Bases 1 to 831 code for a protein of 276 amino acids. The record is from RefSeq and is a predicted model, not a curated record. NCBI's taxonomy places the organism in Eukaryota, Fungi, Ascomycota, Eurotiomycetes, Eurotiales, Aspergillaceae. Gene Ontology annotation, molecular function: catalytic activity.